CGCUAUACUCGACUAACGUGAAAGGCAAGCUGGUACUUGCUUGGAUCCUAUCAUUCAUUCGACGAGGACAAGAAAAAAAAAAUAAUAUUAAUUUUUACCAAAUCCGAUAUUCCCACUUCAAGCCGGUCUUAUCUCCACCCACGGGUUAUUAUUCACCGGGCACGAGAACUUGAGAGCAUUGAGCGUUUUUGGAGAAUUACUGGCUUCGAGGCGCAAUCUCUGGACAUAUCCCAGCAACCUAGCAAGUAUCGACCUGGACCUAGAACUGGGGCCCCCUGUUCCCCUUGUCUCCCGCUUUCGCUCGGCUUGUGAACUAGCAUUCACACCCCCCACCACCAUAUCGACGCAGGUACCUCGACUUACACAUAAAAUACAAAUGUCAACUCUACCCCCCAACCCCCAGGGAGACCUAAUGAGAGCAGCAACCGUCAACAUGGCUGUCGCACAACCGACCAAGUCUAAAGCUUCUUCGAAGCAAAGUAACAAUGCAAACACCAAGACAAAGACACAGAUGCACCGCCGUUCAAGAACAGGCUGCUAUACUUGCAGAUUACGACGAAAGAAGUGCGAUGAGGGUACUCCCAUGUGCUCAGCAUGCAAACAUCUCGGACUUUCCUGCGAAUAUAAGCGACCAAUGUGGUGGAGCAACAACGAUGCGAGGCGACAACACAAGGACGAAAUCAAGAUGAUAAUCAAGCGCAAGAAGCUCUCCGAGAAGGCAUCGCACACCAUUCAAACUUCAGUUAGCUCGCCGCCUGGCUUGUCUCACUCCCUACCUACAUCUGCGACAUUCUCAGACCCUCUUGACCGGACAAGGUCAGCGUCGAUCGAUUCGCAAUUUGCUUUUAACUUCAACAGUCCACCCAAUGUCCCCGAGUAUGGAGCUUACAACCCACACAUACUCCCGUCGCAUGCCGACUUCAUGUUCAACAUGUCUCCUUAUGAGAUUGACGUCAAAACUGAGCGACAAAUGUUUGUCAACGACGUCCCAACUCUUCGGGAAUCGACCGUUUCCACUUUCAGCACUUUCCACACACCACCGCCUCCAGGAACCGUUCUCCCGUCUUAUCCCGCUGACGGAGAAUGGGGCGAGCAAGUUUACCAAGAGCGCAGAGAAUCAUUAGCCGAAGAGAGCUUGAACUGCAACUUCUUCGACUUCUCCCACGGCCUUCCUAACAACACAUCGCAAAUUGACAUUGAUCUAGAUGAGAACGACCAACGAUUAAUGGAACACUUCAUUCGAUAUGUGCUGCCAACAAUCUUCCCUAUCCUGGAAGCCAACCAACAUGGAUCCGUCGGCUCUGACCUCAUCCUGCCUAACCUGCGAGACAACAAGGGCUACCUUCACUGCUGCCUCAUGAUUGCAGCGCAACACUACAAGGCGACAAUGAACGUUCAGGGAGAGGAAGUAGACAACGAUAUCAUGCGACACCGACACGCUACCAUUGUCGCUCUCUGCGAGGCGCUAAACAAGGAUGAGAACCACCACCAGAUCCUCGAGGCAACUCUUGGUCUCAUCUUCUUCCAAUGCUGCGUCGGCCGAUAUGACGACUCGCUUCCUGACAUUCCAUGGCACCAACACUUCCAGGCAGUUAACUCGCUAGUCGCAAAGUUGGAUCUGCCUCGCCUAGUCUCCGACAGCACCGAGCAAUUCACCCCAACCCCAUUCAACAUGACAUUGACUGCAUGGAUCGACAUCCUGGGAGCUACCAUGCAAGGCAGGGCUCCAAUUUUCGCACACACCUACCGCGAAAAGCACCUUUCUGGCAACAACCCAUUCUUGGGACUGCGCGAACUCAUGGGCUGCGACGACCACAUCAUGUACCUCAUUUCUGAGAUUGCCUGCCUUGAGGCGCUCAAGAAGGAGGGCAUGGACGACAUUACUCUUUGCCAGCACGUGCACGCUCUAGGCGACCAAAUUGGAUUGACUGAGGCUAAUGACUGCGGUCCUAAAAUGCCAUUCAACGCCAAUGGCUCUCUUAGCCCGAAACAACUCAGCAAGAACAUCACCAGCGCUUUCCGACUCGCUGCACGCAUCUACCUCUGCAGUUUGGUCCCUGGUUUCUCGCCCAGCCAAGGUAGCUGCGUCGGCCUCGUGGAGAAGCUUACUAACGUGCUACAAUUCAUCCCAUCUGGUCCUGGUGGCUACGACCGAAGUCUCGCUUGGGUCUACCUAAUUGGCGGAUCCGUCAGCGGAAUGAACUCCAGCUUCCGACAAUUUUUCAACGACCGCAUUGCACAGCUUGGCGACGCUUCUAACUAUGGCAGCUUCGGCGGCGUUGUCUCGCUUUUGCAAGAGGUUUGGCAACAAGCCGACAGCAGCCAACCGAGUCCUAGUGCAAAUGGGACCCCAGAGGCGCCCUUCAUCUCCUGGAGAGAUGUUAUGCAGAUGAGGGGAUGGGACUACCUAUUGAUCUAAUCCUCAUAGCUGGUCUUGAGGAAGGUAGUCCUACUUCUCCUCAUCUACUAAGGGUGGCCUUCGGGGCAAUGCAGGAAAUUGCUAGUCCCUUUUGCAUUUUGGCUACGGUUGGCCACGCUACAAAUAUUUUCUUUUCUUUUAUUACUUUUUUUUACUAUCAUCAUAAUACCCACUAGAGAGAGGAUGCCGCAAGGCAACCGGAACGACACUUGGAAUAGGAAGCGGAAGGGUUUUCAGGGAUAUUUAUUUGGAUAUAUCAUCAUUAUUUUAUCGUGGGCAACUGGAGUGAGUUGGCACGAUUUGGGAGGUAAUGAACCUUGCUACGGCUUAACGAGGAGACGACGAUUUCAUUUCCUAUUCUAUCGAUUCCCUUUUAUUUUUUUUCUUUUAUUCCUCCUAUUUGUUGAUAUCAUCGUCGAAUCACAGACCAUAUAUACCAUUGCAUGCAUUGGAAAGGAGGGGGGUCACGAAGGGAGUUUAUCGUGGGCAAUUUGAAGCCAUUCGGUGUUUCGGGGAUUCAGCAUUGGUUCUGGAUUAUAGGCCUA
Molecule: messenger RNA, 2964 nt
Organism: Hypoxylon trugodes
Lineage: Eukaryota; Fungi; Ascomycota; Sordariomycetes; Xylariales; Hypoxylaceae
Product: PRO1 protein
Exons: 2
Coding region: 377-2419 (680 amino acids)
Biological process (GO): positive regulation of transcription by RNA polymerase II
Cellular component (GO): nucleus
Molecular function (GO): zinc ion binding; DNA-binding transcription factor activity, RNA polymerase II-specific; transcription cis-regulatory region binding
Source: RefSeq, a predicted model, not a curated record